This is a messenger RNA of Megalops cyprinoides (Indo-Pacific tarpon), 1611 nucleotides long. RefSeq names its product E3 ubiquitin-protein ligase MYLIP-A-like. The record is from RefSeq and is a predicted model, not a curated record. The transcript is spliced from 7 exons. Gene Ontology annotation, biological process: ubiquitin-dependent protein catabolic process. The coding region runs from base 94 to 1509 and encodes 471 amino acids. NCBI's taxonomy places the organism in Eukaryota, Metazoa, Chordata, Actinopteri, Elopiformes, Megalopidae. Gene Ontology annotation, molecular function: ubiquitin-protein transferase activity. Gene Ontology annotation, cellular component: cytoskeleton.
GAUGUAGGCUUUUUAGAGAACGGCGCACAGUCUCGUCCAUUCACUUUCCUUUAAGGAAGGCAAAACCAAAGAUAAAAAUUGUUGAAAGCCAAAAUGCUUUGCCAUGUAACACGUCCCGAUUCGGUGGUAAUGGAGAUAGAAGUUGAUGCAAAGGCAAAUGGAGAAGACUGUCUGAAUAAGGUGUGCCGAAAGCUGGGGAUCAUUGAGACAGACUACUUUGGUCUGCAGUUCACUGGCAGCAAAGGCGAGAACCUGUGGCUGAAUCUGAGGAACAGGAUCUCCCAGCAGAUGGACAACCUGACGCCCUGCAGACUGAGGCUGAGGGUCAAGUUCUUCGUGGAGCCACACCUCAUCCUGCAGGAACAUACGAGGCACCUCUUCUUCCUGCACAUGAAACAAGAAGCCCACAGCGGGAGGCUGCAGAUGAGCGCUGAGCAGGCAGAGGAGCUGAGCGCCCUCCUAGCGCAGGCCGAGUUCGGGGACUACAACCAGAACACUGCCGAGUACUGCUACUCCCAGUUGUGUGGGAAGGAGCCCAGCCACAUCCCCAUCAACAGCAUCAUCGCGAGGCAUCGGGCUCUGGAAGGAAUGAGCCCAGGUUCCGUGGAGUACCAGGUUCUGCAGCUUGUGUCCUCGCUGGAGCAUUAUGGGGUGGAGUGGCACUGGGCCAGAGACAGUGACGGGCAGAAACUGGCCAUCGGGGUUGGUCCAGAGGGAAUCUUCAUCUGCAAAGAGGACUUCAGUCUUAUAAGCAGGAUCACAUACCCGAUUGUCCAAAUAGCAACCCAAUCGGGAAAGAAUGUGUAUUUGACCAUCACUAAGGAAACCACCAACAGCGUAGUCCUGCUCUUCAAGCUGAUCAGCACCAGAGCGGCCAGCGGCCUUUACAGGGCAAUUACUGAGACACACGCAUUCUACAGGUGUGACACGGUGACAAAUGCAGUCAUGAUGCAAUACAGCCGUGACUUUAAGGGCCAUCUGGCAUCCCUCUUCCUCAACGAGAACAUCAGCCUGGGCAAGAAGUACGUCUUCGAUAUUCGGCGCACGUCCAAGGAGGUGUACGACCACGCGAGGCGGACACUCUACAACGCUGGCUUUGUGGACUUCAUGUCCCGCGCCCACGAGCGCAGCUCCGCCCACUCGCCUGCCAAGGCCCCAGAGGGCGGGGCCAACUGCACCAGCUGCCAGCAGAGCCGGAUUCUGCAGGAGAAGGUGCAGCGCCUGAAGGAGGCGCUGUUGUGCAUGCUCUGCUGCGAGGAGCAAAUCGACUCUGCCUUCUGCCCCUGCGGCCAUAUGGUCAGCUGUCAGAACUGCGCUUCCCAGCUGCAGUCCUGCCCUGUCUGCCGGUCAGAAGUGGACCACGUUCAACACAUCUACCUGCCCACCUGUGCAAGCUUGCUGAACCUGGCUGUAACGGGUAGUGCCCACCUUGCCAUUCACAGGGGGUUGGCAUCACAUAACUGCCCGAGCAAGGACUACUCCACCAGUGAGAAACUCUGCCACACAUAAAGGAGGCAUCUUAACCUGGCUUUGUGUGUGUGUGUGUGUGUGUGUGUGUGCGCGCGUGCGUGCCCACGGUUGUGUGAUUGCUUCUUAGUUCCAAGUGUUCAC